AUGGCGCCCGGCUUAGGCGCGUUCACGUGGCCCUUGCCACUUUCGCACUUCAGCCAAAUGUACUUGGCGCGCCUGAGAGACAGACGCUGGCGUCUAGGUCUCAACUAUGUGACCGCAGCAGCGCACGUUGUAUAUGGCCCGGAGCAUGGUGAGAUCCGCAUCCAUGUGCCCAGUGCUCACAGGUGCAGCUCUUUGGAGCUGACAUCUUACAUGCAGCGUCUGGAUCACCCGCCCUUUUGGGCUAAUCUUGUCCAUGUCACGAGUGACCUGCCCUUUGCUGCUGUCUUCGCCAGUGCUGUGCGAAACUCUCACAUGCGAUGCGUGCUCUCCCCAGCGCCGGGUUUCGCCGGCCACUUCUUCCACUUGCUAGUCUCAGCAAGGGCACGAGUUCUUCGCGGUGUGCCCUCUUCGGAAGACAAUGUCCUGAUCCCACAGAAUAAUCUGCGGCAUGGGGACAUUCUUGAUGAAGGCCGCAGAUUACUACAUCCUCCACCAGACUCCAGCGCAGAGCUUGAGGGCGAAGAUGACCCCACGCAAACCUGGCCAGAUGAGUCUUCUGCGCCUAGUCAAGCUGAAAGACGGCCAGCGCCUCCAGAGCCCUUUGCUGAUGACGAUGAUCAUGAUGCCACGGCCAUGCUCCAGAUCUCUACCUCCCUGAUGCAGAGCCAGGCACGGCCACCACCCGUCAAGCAAGAGGCCUCCGUUUUGUGCUCCGCUACCAGCCGGACACAGACACCCUCAGCAAGUGCACGACCCGCGAUCACGGGUAUCCCCACCCCGUUUGGUCGCCGACAUCUGCCAUCCUGCCCCCAUGAGCCAAGGCCUGCAGGCGCGCUUAAGAGGCAGAUUGUUCAACUAGUCGAAGCGCUACCCGAGCCGGACCUGUCACAAGAACACCGUCUUAGUUUUGCAGUCACCACGGAGGUUAAGGAUUUCACUUGCCAGCCUUUUUCGCUUGCCAACCUUCACAAGGUUGUUGAUGUGCCCGGCAUGCAUCCAGCUGCCCAUCAACUGCUUUCUAGCCUGCGCCCCUGGCAAGGUCCUUUCAUCGGGGACGCCGCGAUGCUUUUUACAGACGGUUCCUUUGACCCAAACACCGGAACUGGAGCAUGGGCUGUUGCUGUUCUAGUUCGGUGCCAGAAAGAAUGGUGUUGGGGAGGAUUUCUAGCUGGAGUUUUAAGCGCCGAUCUUCAACAGCUCGUGCAGAGCGCUUACGACGCUGAACUCUUCGCCCAGCUCGUUGCUCACCUCAUUUGUCUGGCCAACCCGUGGCCCGAAACGGUUGUUGUCUUCGACGCACAGGCCGCCGCAGAGGUCACUCAAGGAAGCGCAGCCAGCGCCAGCUUCGGAGCUCUGCCCCGCGCAGCGCUGGCGGCCAGACUAUGUACUGUAGUACAGGGCAGAGAGCCUGUGCUGCAGCAUGUGCACAGCCACACAGGCCAUCCGGGCAAUGAAUUGGCUGAUUCACUUGCAACAGAAGCGGCUCGAUUAGACUUCAGCUCGGCAGAGCUUGCCAUGCAUCUCCACAACAUUAUUGCGGAUCCGGCUCUCCAAUGGCUGUGGCUUGUUCAGGCACCAGAGGGCGGCGGCUGGCCAACCCUUGAUGAGCAGGGGACUACAUGCCCCGUUGACCUCCCGCCUACAAGGGAGAGUUUUGAGACUCCGAGCGACUGGACUCCGCCCGCGGCUACCCAUCAAAGCCCGGCCCGUGAUCUCAGGAUCAAGCUCUGCACUUACAACACCUUGUCGGCACGCACCAGCUUACAGAGGCAUAGCUUGCAAGCCUACCUGCGAGCACACCACCUGGAAGUGAUUUUCUGGCAGGAAACCCGCGAAAGUGCCGAGCCCUGCAGAACCGUCGACCAUGUCUGGCGUUUUUCCAGCUCUGCAGACAAAGGUCAAUUGGGCUGCCAGAUCUGGGUGGACACUAAAGCUCAGCCUGCAGCAUGGGAUACGACGUCUUUUGCAGUAGUCUUUAGCCAUCCGCGACUACUGCUUGUCAAGGCCAAACUCUUAGGCCAGCCCGUGAUCCUCAUCUCGGGUCACGCCAGAACCUCCACUGCUUCGGACUCUGAGAUCAGCGAAUGGUGGGCUCUGCUUGAACGAGCAUUGGCGACGGCUCCACGAGGCCACAUACCCUUGAUCGGCCUCGAUGCCAACGCGCACUGGCACGGCUCCACCCCAGCCAAUGCCAAUGCCUGCCAUAUGGACGCCCUCUUGCAGCGUCGUGGCCUCGCGACAUCGGGCACCACAGAUGUGCGCGGACGGCCUAUUGUCACCUGGCGCUCCCCGCAAGGCCAUGAGCUCUGCUUGGACUUCGUCUUGCUCCCGCAAGAGUGGAUGCCUCAAGCGAGUACCCUGGGUGUUGUUCCCAUUCUGGACCAGUUUUCCGGAAUUGAUCAUGACCCACUGGUGAUUGAAGUGGCAGGACGACUGCCUUCCUCUGCCACUUCCGGGCCGCGCCGCCUUGACAUUGAGAAGAUGCAUUCGCCUGAGGGCAAGCGGAUCAUUGAGCGUAUUUUUCGCAGUGCCCCGCAGCCUGCGUGGGGUGUGGAUGUUGAUGAGCAUCUUUUCGCUCUCAAUUCGCAUUUCCAGCAGCAGCUACAGCGGGCCUUCUCCCGCCCGAAGACACAGCCCCGCAGUCCUGUUGUUUCGGCUGAUACCUGGGCGCUCCUCUUGCAAAAGCGCCAGCUCCGCCGCCAGCGGCACGGUUCCCGACAACAACGCCUCCGUCGACUCCUGCAUUUCUGCCUGCAGACUUGGGCCGAAGGUCGCUCCACCGUAGCAUGUGUCCCUAAUGCCUCUGGUGUGCUGCGGGACAUUGCUAAAGACGUCAUUCAAGGCUGCGUGCACCAUGUGCGCCUGCGUCGUCUGACCAAGCAGAUCCGCAGGUCGGCCAAUGCAGACGAGGCGGACUUCACACGCCGCAUCUUUCGGGAUGCGGCCACCGAGGGACCAUCUCGUAAAGCACACCUUAUCAGGGCAGUCUUGAAAAAUGGAAGACGAUACCGCCCUUCUAGGCUCAGUGUCGCAUUGCGAUCAGGUGACACGAUCACCACUGACCAGGAAGAGGUUACUCAGGCAUUCGGCCAGCAUUUUGCUCGGGCCGAACAAGCUGCCACAGUCAAAUUCUCGGCGCUCAGGAAGGCAGGCGUGCCCCUUUCAGCUCCGCAGACCCUCGAGGCCACUGGGCUUCCCUCCCUUGCGGACCUAGCGCACGGUUUCGCUUGCCUCCGCACGCGUAAGGCACCGGGACUCAGUGGCCUCAGCGGCGAUUUCUACCGUGCUGCGCCUGCCCUGGCAGCCCGGGCCCAUUAUCCAUUGAUCCUCAAGAUGGCCUCGAGAAAUCGCGCGCCGCUUCUCUGGACGGGCUCAAAGUAUGUGCCGAUCCCAAAGCCGCUCAAAGACAGCCUGACAGUGCAGGGAUACCGGGCCAUAGCCCUGCUAGAAUCGUCUGCCAAAGCAUUCGGCAAGGCCAUUCGGCGACCUCUGCUAGACAGUUUCGAAGCCAUUGUCCAGCCAGGGACAGCUGGCGCGCGGCGCGGUUUCCCGCUGGAGUUACCUGCGCUCGCCGGCCAGGCUUUCCUGGACUUUCUCCAUGUACGCCAGCAAUCAGGCGCGCUUCUCUACGUCGACGGCGUCAGCGCAUUUUAUGCCACAAAUCGACAGGUCCUCGGCAUGGGCUCUGACCAGCAGCGCCGGGACUGGAUCACUUCUCUUCCGAUUGACCCGGCUGUCAAGGAGGCUUACCUCAGCAUAGUCGGUGGCCAAUCCAGCCUUGAGCGUGCUCAGGUUGACGACAUGAUCCAAAGGCUCGUGAGGUCAGGCUUCUGUCCGACAUGGUUUACAGUGCAGCCAACUGACGGUUUCGUGUUCCAGACCCAAGCCGGAACAGUUCCUGGGGCGCCUUUGGCGGACUUGCUCUUCCAGUUCGCCGCAGCUCCGGCUUACCAGACCUUACAGCAAUGCCUACAGCAAGAGGGGCUUGCUGUUUCCCUUGAUGGCAUUUCCUCCCACGCCUUCACAUGGCUAGAUGACUUUGCUGUGCCUAUGCUCUCGCCAACGGCACGAGCACUUCCGGCCAGACUGGCAAGGGUUGCUGCACUCACCUCGCAGGCACUGGCUACCACGGGUGUUGCCAUGAAUUUUGAGCAAGGAAAAUCCGAGGCAGUGGUGUGCAUGUGCGGUCAGGGGUCGCAACAAGCGAAGCAGGACCUGUUUGUGGAUAAACGCGGCCGAGUUUCGGUACAGCUACAGCCGGACGAACAGGUCGAGCUCGUUUGCACACCGCGUUACACUCACCUGGGUUCCAUUCGGGGUCCCGACUGCAGCGCGUUGCCAGACAUUCGUCGAAGACGCACGCUUGCAGCUGAUGUUUGCAACAGAGUCUGCCGAAGGUUGCUGCGAAACCCAGCCCUCGAGAUCGCUGAAAAGAGGACCUACCUCUUCUCUUUAGUCCUCUCGAAGUUCAUGCAUGGUUUGGCCACCUGGGCGAUGACUACGAAGAAGGAGCAAACUGCUUACCAGGCUGCCUAUAUGUCGCUUCUGCGACCUGCAGUGCGACCCUUGCUGGGCUUCCCCUGCUGGCGCCUUACUCACGAGCAAACUUGCGCUGUUCUACACGCAUUGACCCCCGAUGAAGCCCUGCGUAGCCACAGGGUGCGCAUCAUAGCUCAAGUGACUGCAAAGGGCACACCUUUCAUGCGCGCCCUUUUGCAAGCCUCUGGACUAUGGCUGAACCAAGCGUGGCUAGCGGUCUGCUGGCUUGUAAGCCUCGAUCUCAGCCCAUCCCUCCAAGAAUGGGUGCAAACUCACACCAAGUCUGAACUGCUGCAGACCUGGCCGUUGAGUUGUGUGGAGACCACUGCGCUUCUGCGACGGGCCCGCCGCCUUUGCAUCGCAAAACGCGAACCACUGAUCCAGAGCAGCAUGCAGAAGGCCCGGGCCUUCCAUAAGGCCGAGCAGGCAGGCCUCCUGCAUUUCCGCUGCCACGUCAACCAGGACAGCCAGCAGUGCCAUCGGUGUGGAGCACGGUGCGCGUCCAAAGCCGCCCUAGCGGCGCACGUCCGCAAGGUACACGGUGUUGCGGCCCCGCAACGAGUCGCCAUGGGAACGGCUUGUCUUUGCUGCGGCAAGGAAUUUUGGGCGACUAGUCGCCUGCGGGAGCAUUUCAGAACGGCUAUCACUUGCCGCACUGUAUACGAGCAUGCGGACCUGGACACCAUUCCAGAUGAACAGAUAGGGACCACUCAGCAUCCAGUCGUCCCUUUCACAGGUCCACGCCCUUUUUGGGCAACACUGCGACCGGCCAACGCCAUUGCAGUCAAUCCUCCCCCAUCCUCUACGCAUGCAGCUUGGUUCUCCUCCUUCCUCUGCAUCACUGAGCUCGCUGGCCUUCCCCUGUUUUGUCAGCGGUGGCUCGAGGCUGUUUCCUGCGUAGAUAUUGGGGAGCUCCGCAGCUCCUGGCAACGCAUGCAGGGCUGCGUGAGCAACCAAGCACAAAGCUUUGCUCUUGCUUGGUCCCACUUUUGCAUUGACGGGCGGAGCCCGUCCUUUUUUGAGGCAGAAGGAAUAGCGUACAUGCAGAGGGAGGGGCGAGCCAUGGUGGCAGUUUCUGCGACCAUGAAGGCCGGUCUCCACCCGAAGUAUCCUGACGUUCGCCUGGAUGGCACAAAGCCAGGCUUUCCAGAUCUGCGAAUGGUUCCGGAGAACACAGGCUCCUGGUAUCGCGAUGCCAAGCAGACCAGCCUCGUGUGGGGAAGCACCACGCUGGAGGAGGAUCUCAAAGCCGCCGGAGGAGAUCUCGACCAGUUCUUAGCCGAUCCGGCGAAUGCCCAGCUCCGGUCGAGCAGGGGUUUUGAGACGGUCAUGAAGGACCUGACGGCCAAGACGAGCAAACCCUGCGCGUUGGGCCUUCGGGACUACUUCCCUUACUGGCACCAAGGUGGGCAGCAUGGGCCUUUCGGCAAACCCCUCUUAGUGGAUACCCGGGAUCAUCAUCGCCACCACAUCUUCUUCGACGACAACAUCCUUUUGGAUGACUUGGACACGAAGAUCGUGGAUGUCAGAGACAAGACCGGACGGGAGAUUUGGCCCGUCUACGCGCAGCGAUACUACCUCUGCCGGGCAGAGCCUCUGCUGGCGAUCCUGGACGACAGCUACUACGUACGAAAGGUCGAACAGUACGAGGCCCUGUUCCACCGCAAGAAGCAAGCUCUCUUGCGGCUUCGCGCUGCGACUUUAACCGUCACGUCCAUGGUGCGAGCCGGUCAGCUGAUCGAGCUCGGCCAGACCUCGAAGCAGACCUACGACGCGUGGAAGGGGGACAGAGUCAGCCUGCUGUCGACACAUUUCUCAACUUCCACUGCGAACCUGCAUGAGGAGUACGAUGAGGGCGAUGGUAGCUGA
Messenger RNA from Symbiodinium sp. CCMP2592, 6408 nucleotides. Lineage: Eukaryota; Dinophyceae; Suessiales; Symbiodiniaceae. The record is from the annotation of a GenBank genome assembly.